AUGGCAGCCAAGCAGACAGAGCCGGUCACCAUCAUUAGCCUUCGGGAGUUGAACCUGGGGACCCCAGAGCCACAGCCAAAAGAGUCAAAGACAUUCACCGUGGAAGACGCCGUGGAGACCAUUGGAUUCGGACGUUUCCACGUUGCCCUCUUUCUGAUCGUGGGCAGCACGGGGGUCGCUGAGGCCAUGGAGAUCAUGUUAAUAGCAGUCGUGUCUCCUGUCAUCCGCUGUGAAUGGCAGCUGGAGAAUUGGCAGGUGGCGUUAGUGACCACGAUGGUGUUUUUCGGCUACAUGGUGUUCAGCAUCCUCUUUGGCCUCUUGGCUGACAGAUAUGGCCGCUGGAAGAUUUUGCUCAUCUCGUUCCUGUGGGGAGCCCACUUCUCCUUGCUGACCUCAUUCUCUCCCUCGUACAUCUGGUUUGUCUUCCUGCGGACGAUGGUGGGCUGUGGCGUGUCUGGCCAUGCCCAAGGGCUAAUCAUAAAGACUGAAUUUUUGCCUACAAAAUAUCGAGGCUAUAUGCUCCCCUUGUCCCAGGUUUUCUGGCUAGCGGGCUCCCUGCUCGUCAUCAGCCUGGCUUCCGUGGUCAUCCCCACCAUCGGGUGGCGCUGGCUCAUCCGCAUCACCUCCAUCCCUGGCAUCAUCCUCACCGUGGCCUUCAUGUUUAUUCCUGAAUCUGCUCGGUUCAAUGUCUCUACCGGGAACACUCAGGCUGCCUUGGUUACACUGGAGCACAUCGCCAAGAUGAACCGCUCAGUCAUGCCGGAGGGCAAGCUGGUGGAGCCCAUCCUGGAAAAAAGAGGAAGAUUUACAGACCUAUUGGAUGCUAAAUAUUUACGGACCACGUUACAGAUCUGGGUCGUAUGGCUGGGCAUCUCUUUCGCCUACUAUGGGGUCAUCCUGGCCAGUGCGGAGCUGCUGGAGCGGGACCUGGUCUGUGGCUCACAGUCGGAGCUGGAGGUAGUGGUGACUGUAGGGGUCUCGGAGGAGAGCCAGAGCCCCUGCCACUGCCAGGUGUUUGCCCCUUCUGACUACCAGACCAUGAUUAUCAGCACCAUUGGCGAAAUUGCUCUGAAUCCUUUAAAUAUCCUGGGCAUUAAUUUCCUGGGAAGACGGCUGAGCCUUUCUAUUACCAUGGGAUGUACAGCUUUAUUCUUCCUUCUCCUCAAUAUUUGCACUUCAAGUGCCGGCCUCAUCGGCUUCCUCUUCAUGCUGAGGGCUUUGGUGGCGUCCAGCUUCAACACCAUCUAUAUUUACACCGCUGAGGUCUACCCCACAACGAUGCGCGCUUUGGGGAUGGGGACCAGUGGAUCCCUGUGUCGCAUUGGUGCGAUGGUGGCGCCAUUUAUAUCCCAGGUUCUCAUGAGUGCAUCAUUUCUGGGAGCCUUGUGUCUUUUCUCACCUGUCUGUGUUGUGUGUGCCAUUUCUGCAUUUACUCUCCCUAUUGAGACCAAAGGACAGGCCCUACAGCAACUUAAAUGAAUUAAAUGAAGACCUG
Balaenoptera musculus (blue whale) is the source of this 1495-nucleotide messenger RNA. It is a transcript of the gene SVOPL, whose product is annotated as SVOP like. The coding region runs from base 1 to 1479 and encodes 492 amino acids. NCBI's taxonomy places the organism in Eukaryota, Metazoa, Chordata, Mammalia, Artiodactyla, Balaenopteridae. The transcript is spliced from 15 exons. The record is from RefSeq and is a predicted model, not a curated record. Gene Ontology annotation, biological process: transmembrane transport. Gene Ontology annotation, molecular function: transmembrane transporter activity.